AUGUUCGAAAUCCCAUUAGAAUGUGCUGGAUACUUUAUAGUGAUGAAAAAGAAGAAAAUGCCCAAAGACCAUACAACACCGAUGUUAGUGGCCGUGCUAUCGAUUUUUUUGAUAGCCGAAUUGCCGCAGGGCGUGAUGUCCGUUCUAACUGGCAUUUAUUCCAGAGAAACAUUCCAUCAAAAGAUAUAUUUACCACUUGGCAAUCUGAUGGAUUUGUUAUCGUUGAUUAAUUCAGCUGUUAAUUUCUUGAUUUACUGUGCGAUGAGUCGCAAAUUUCGUAUUGUUUUCUUGCAGCUCUUCCUUCGAUGCCUUCCAUCUGUUUUCUUUAGAGAUGUUGAUGACUUCAGCAAAAAUGAAGCUUUUGAGUAUUCGCGAUCGCGUGCUCGCACUGCGGACUACACCAGGAGUGAGCAGUUUCCACUAACGUCAACGCAUCGUCCAAGUGCGACCUCGAUGCUGAUCAGUUUUGGAGGUAAUCGCGAUGGUCAAGUGGUGCAUCGACGUUAUGGAGACACUUUAGCAGUUGGCUUGCCAUCCGCCUCAGUGGUUAACAGCCAACAACACAAAAUCUUGAGUGCUGGCCGCCCUCCUCAACAUCGCACUAAUACCAAUCGUAAUCACGUGAAUAACACCAACCCUCGACGUCGCUUAGUGAAAGUUGGAUUGUUUCAUUCACCCAGGAAUAGCAUCGAGCUGGAACGACAAUUUCAGGAUUCAAUAAGGCGCUUGAAGAAACCAACCGCAAUCGCUCAUAUCAAACCAGUGAGCAGAUUAAAACGAAUAUUCUCGAAGCAAACUAAACAACCACCAUUAAUGGAUGAUUUGAGUCUGCAGUGCACCAUGGAUAAUGUCACGAAAGCGGAGAAAAAUGGUGCCGAUUUGUCAUUUCAAUUCGAAUCGAAUUCACUCAAAAUUAAUGACCACUCAUAG
This is a messenger RNA of Anisakis simplex (herring worm), 930 nucleotides long. NCBI's taxonomy places the organism in Eukaryota, Metazoa, Nematoda, Chromadorea, Rhabditida, Anisakidae. The record is from the annotation of a GenBank genome assembly.